Messenger RNA from Pistacia vera, 1305 nucleotides. Its product is annotated as alkane hydroxylase MAH1-like. Gene Ontology annotation, molecular function: iron ion binding; oxidoreductase activity, acting on paired donors, with incorporation or reduction of molecular oxygen; monooxygenase activity. Lineage: Eukaryota; Viridiplantae; Streptophyta; Magnoliopsida; Sapindales; Anacardiaceae. The record is from RefSeq and is a predicted model, not a curated record. The transcript is spliced from 2 exons. The coding region runs from base 1 to 1305 and encodes 434 amino acids.
AUGGCCAACCACUUUGAUCAUCGUAAACACAACAAAACUCCAAUGGCGAUCACAGUUUAUUACACAGCAAUACUUCUUGCGUUCCUCUCUUUUCUUUUCAAGUUGCAUUGGAGUUGCAACAGGAACUCUCCCAUCAGAAACUGGCCUGUAAUCGGGAUGGUGCCGGGGCUUCUUCACAACGCAAGGCGUAUUCAUGAAUACGCCACCCAAGGCUUGAGGCAAUCUGGGUGGACAUUUAACGUCAAAGGACCAUGGUUCGCCAAUAUGGACUUCGUCAUCACCAGUGACCCAAUGAACGUUCACCAUAUCUGCAGCAAAAACUUCGCUAACUAUCCCAAGGGUCCUGAGUUCAGGGAGAUUUUCGAAGCCUUGGGAAAUGGAGGGAAGUUUUUGCAGGCAAAUCGUGCCAGUGAGUUAUUGGAAGCUAAAAAAUGGCUUCAAAUUGGAGAAGAGAAGAAGUUUAGUAGAGCUUGGAGAGUUUUGGAUACAUACUUGUAUGGGUGCAUUUCGCUGAAGAAAGAAAUAUUGAACCGGAGAAAAGCCAAGAAGGAGGAGGAAGAGUUUGAUUUAUUGACAGCCUUUAUGAAAGAAGCAGAAGAAGUGAUACAAGAUGGAUUAAACAGCGGAAAUUGUUUGAGAAUAACUGAUGAAUUUUUAAGAGACGUAGCAUUUAAUCUGAUAGGAGCUGGACGAGACACCGUAAGUUCACGCCUCACUUGGUUUUUCUGGCUUGUUGCCAGACACCCGUCAGUCGAAUCAAGAAUCCUUGAAGAAAUAAAAGCGAAUGUAGGAAAAGAUGGGGAAGAAGAGAGAAUUUGGGGAAAAAAUGAGUUGAACAAAUUUGUUUAUCUGCAUGCAGCAGCGUGCGAAACAUUGAGACUCUACCCACCGGUACCAAUCAAUCACAAAACUGCAGCCCAAUCGGACACUCUUCCAAGCGGUCAUCGUGUGAAUCGAAGCGAAAGGAUAUUGCUUUCAUAUUACUCAAUGGCAAGGAUGGAAGAAAGAUGGGGCAAAGAUUGUUCAGAAUUCAAGCCAGAAAGGUGGAUUUCAAAGAGAGAAGAUGAAGAUCAAUGUAUUGUUCACAUACCGUCUUACAAGUUCACGGCGUUUCACGCUGGACCAAGAAAUUGUUUGGGAAAGGAACAAAGUUUCAUUCAAAUAAAAAUGGUUGCGAUUGUGAUAAUCAAGAAUUACCAUGUACGAAUUGUGGAAGGUCAUCCUGUUUCACCAAGUGAUUCGAUUGUUCUUCAUAUGAAGCAUGGACUAAAGGUUCGGAUCUCCAAGAGACAAAGCAAAUAUUAA